AUGGUGGGAAGCAUCAUGGGAUUAGUUAGUGAUGAAUACUCAAAUGACUCUGUUCAGGGCUGCAAUGGUUUAGAGGAGAAGCUUGAUGAUCUUCGCAGCCUUGUUGGGAAAGCUGAUGGUGAUCCUUUGAGAAUUGUGAGUGUUGGUGCUGGUGCUUGGGGCAGUGUUUUUGCUGCUUUGUUGCAAGAUACUUUUGGCCAAUUCCGCGAUAAGGUGCAAAUCAGGAUAUGGCGAAGGCCAGGGAAAACAGUUGAUAGAGCAACAGCAAAGCACCUCUUUGAAGUUAUCAACUCCAGGGAGGAUGUGUUGAGGAGGUUGAUCAGACGUUGUGCUUAUCUGAAAUAUGUUGAGGCCAGGCUUGGUGAUAGGACUCUUCUGGCUGAUGAGAUUCUGAAAGAUGGAUUUUGUUUGAAUAUGAUAGACACACCACUUUGUCCCUUGAAGGUGGUCACGAACUUGCAAGAAGCUGUGUGGGAUGCUGAUAUAGUGGUUAAUGGCUUGCCUUCAACCGAAACAAGGGAGAUUUUUGAAGAGAUAAGUAAAUACUGGAAGGAGAGAAUCACAGUGCCUGUGAUAAUCUCUUUGGCAAAGGGUAUAGAGGCUGCAUUGGAGCCUGUUCCCCAUAUUAUAACUCCCACAAAAAUGAUUAACCAAGCAACCGGAGUGCCUAUGGAGAACAUUCUUUAUCUUGGUGGUCCAAAUAUUGCCUCAGAAAUCUACAACAAGGAGUAUGCCAAUGCUCGAAUAUGCGGAGCUGAUAAAUGGAGGAAACCUCUGGCUAAGUUUCUACGACAACCACAUUUUAUUGUCUGGGACAACAGUGACCUUGUCACCCAUGAAGUCAUGGGCGGCUUGAAAAAUGUCUAUGCAAUUGGUGCAGGAAUGGUAGCAGCCCUUACCAAUGAGAGUGCGACCAGCAAAUCAGUAUAUUUUGCACACUGCACAUCAGAGAUGAUAUUUAUCACUUACUUGUUGGCUGAAGGACCUGAGAAACUUGCAGGGCCAUUAUUGGCUGACACUUAUGUGACUUUACUAAAAGGUCGUAAUGCAUGGUAUGGCCAGAUGCUAGCUAAGGGUGAAUUAAGCCCAGACAUGGGUGACAGCAUCAGUGGCAAAGGAAUGAUUCAGGGUGUAUCUGCAGUGAAGGCCUUUUUCGAACUUUUGAGUCAUUCCAGCCUGAAUGUGUUGCACCCAGAAGAAAACAAGCCGGUUGCUCCUGUUGAACUUUGCCCCAUCCUUAAGACACUAUAUAAAAUAUUGAUAUCCAGAGAACGCACAUCAUCAGAAGCUAUUCUCCAAGCUCUCAGGGAUGAAAAUCAGAAUGACCCCCGUGACCGCAUUGAGAUUGCACAAACCCAUGCUUUCUACAUGCCUUCACUUCUUGGACAACCCUAA
Sphenostylis stenocarpa is the source of this 1395-nucleotide messenger RNA. The record is from the annotation of a GenBank genome assembly. Lineage: Eukaryota; Viridiplantae; Streptophyta; Magnoliopsida; Fabales; Fabaceae.